Molecule: messenger RNA, 858 nt
Organism: Galeopterus variegatus (Sunda flying lemur)
Lineage: Eukaryota; Metazoa; Chordata; Mammalia; Dermoptera; Cynocephalidae
Product: Fanconi anemia group F protein-like
Exons: 2
Coding region: 1-729 (242 amino acids)
Biological process (GO): interstrand cross-link repair
Cellular component (GO): Fanconi anaemia nuclear complex
Source: RefSeq, a predicted model, not a curated record
AUGGGCGAGUGCAGGGGGAAGACUUUGGUCUCUGCUGUAAUGAUCCAGGUGAGAGGGGAUUGUGAUUUGGAUGAGAGUGAUAGUAAUGCAGUUAGCACAGAAAAUGUUAACCUAGGGAUAUUUCCGAAGCGAAAGGACGCACAGCAGGCGGAGCUGCUGCUGGAGCGUCUUCAGGAGGUGGGCGAGGCCCAAGCGGAGGGCCCCAGCAGGUUUCUCAGCAGCCUGUGGGAGCGCCUGCCUCAGAACAACUUCCUGAAGGUGACAGCCGUGGCGCUCCUGCAGCCGCCGUCUUCUCCCCGGCUCCAGGAAGAGGACUUGCAACUGGGUAGCCCCAGAACAUCCGGAGAGGGUAGUCAAGAGCUACUCCAUUGGCUUCUGGGGAAGUCGGAAAUCAUGGCUGCUUUUUGCCGCAAUCUCCCUCCCCAGCUUUUAACUUUGGUGGCACGCCGCCACCCAGCGCUCUCUCGUGUCUAUCUGAGUCUGUUGACAGACUGGGGUCGACAUCUGCACUAUGACCUUCAGAAAGGCAUUUGGGUUGGAGCUGAGGCCCAAGAUGUGCCCUGGGAAGAGUUGUACGAUAAGUUUCAAAGCCUCUGUCAGGCCCCUUCACCUCUGAAAGAUGAAGUUAUAACUGCCCUGGAGUCCUGUAAGGCGCAGGAUGGAGAUUUCGAAGUCCCUGGUCUUAGCAUCUGGACAGACCUGUUGUUAGCUCUUCGAAGUGGUGCAUGAUGCUGCAUUUAGGAAAAGACAAGUUUUAAGACUCAGUCCAGGCCCCAGUUCUCUAUGGGCAAUGUUCUGCUAUUAAUUAUUUGAAUAUGUAAUUUACAAAAUGAAAAUAUCAGUGUUCUCACCAAAUCU